AUGUUUUCGACUGACUUAACUGUUCAAUGUAGUUCGGAAACUAAGGAAAUCUUUCAAUGCGAACAUCCAUCGAUAAGUAUUUUCAAUGGGCAAUAUGUCAAUCUAUCGGAAAUUGAACAUGAACUCGAACGUUUACCAUGUAUUCGUAAAGUAUGGGUUACAAUUAUUUCGAAUAAUAACCAAGAUUUCAUCGGAGCUGUCUAUCAAGUCUGCGACGAUGCUGCGGCCUUCGUUAGCAUUUCCUGGUUUGAACGUUUAGUCACUUUUGCUAAAUUAUGUUUACCAUCACGCUUAAUUCCGUCACUUUGGGCUCGUGUCGAGUCGAAUAUCGAUGAUCGAAAUACGUUGAGAGAGAUUCUUCACACUGCUGAUAAAAUUCAUAAAAAUGAUCAUCAUGAUGAAACAUCACUUUCUUUUGAACAAAAAAUUCAACGACUUGUUCAGAAUACACUCAAUCUCGAUCAUUUACCCGAUUUGUCCGAAGAUUUUUUUCCUGAACGACGAAAAGAUACAAUAUCAUCUCAUCGUCUUGUACGAGCAUUACAAAUAGAAAGAUCCGAUUACACACAUACUAACUUAUUCGAACAUCGCACACUGCAAGAUGUUAUUCACUAUCUACAACAAUCACCUACUCGCAAAGAUUGA
Messenger RNA from Rotaria sordida, 645 nucleotides. Lineage: Eukaryota; Metazoa; Rotifera; Eurotatoria; Philodinida; Philodinidae. The record is from the annotation of a GenBank genome assembly.